ACGAUUAUACUACACUAGAUCGUACCUGCUACAUUAUUCAAGGAUACUAGUAUUACAAAUGGCGGGCAUUAAAGUAGGAGAUAAGAAAUUGUCUUUAUGUUGUUUUAUAUUUUUCUUACAUGCUUUUGGUUCUUCUGGACAGGUCAUCGGAAUUGGAGGAUUGAUAAUAAAUGUUGUGAGGACCGGUGUGGAGAUUGUGAAGAUUGUAGACAACAAAGGCAUGCGUUUGUCUCACAUUAAUGACAUCGUCGAUGGACUGAAAGGAAAUAUCAGAUCAUCGACUAGUGGAAUUAAGACAAGUAUCGGUCUUUCUUCAAGACUUGGUUUAAUAGACGACACCGUGAUUAAUAUACAUAGCUCAUUAAUUGAUGUAGUGAAUAUUUUAGAGGCCACGACCAUGACAAACAGAGACGAAUAUACACGUUUAUUUGUCAAACGCUUUGAAGACAAUGAAAUGAUUAAAUAUAUACGCUUUCUACCACAGCUUCUGACAUAUAAUAUACCUGGAGCAUCUGGGAAGUUGAUUGAUUUGCUAGCAGACAACACUCGAUGCAAUAUGACGUCACUCGAUGCGUUCAAAUAUUUCUAUGUGAACCUCUUGUCAGAUGGAAUAGCUAUCGACCUACUUUACUUACAUUUAAGCACUAAACUUCCUUUGAAUAAGACAAUUAAUGAAUGGAAUGCAUCGCUUAUAAAAGUAGCAAAUAUCUUUGAUAAUAAACAAGCAUCUUGUAUGACGAAAUUUCCUGAAUUCGCGCAAGAGGACGUGAACAAUGCUGUUGCUGCUGUUACACUUUGGUCAAAUAAUAAACAAAGAUACCCAUGGAAAAGAUCGGAUGUCAUCUUUUUAAAAUCGAUGGGCACUUUCCAGUUUCUGUACCACAAGUCGAGAGAAAAUCAUCUCUUUUGGCAAAAAUCUUCACCGAGAGUUAAAAUAGCUGUAUUCAACGAUAUCAAUGACACCUUUGUUAAACCAGAUAUUUUUGUCAAUUUUUCACAAACACUCAAGUCAUCUAUGGAAGGGAAAUGGGAUGAUGAAGCCGCCCUGCAUGUCGGACAGCUUGUAGAAAAACAUCUUGAGGAACAAGGAUUGGCUAUAACUUCCCUUGUGGUUUUCUUCGAAGGUGGAAAGUUUUCUAUCGAAAAUGUCCAACUCGAUUCUGAUUCACAAGUCAUUCAGUUAACCAUACAAGAUGUCAAACUGAGUCACUGUACUGGAAGCUCUUUCAUGUGUACUUUGGAUGUUAAGAAUUGGUUCGGUGGAACAGAAGAGGUUUCCGGUAAAAUGAAUGUAUUUGCGUACUUGACCAAAGCAGAUUUGGGUCGGGAGUAUACUGUUGAGAAGCCAACGUAUAAAACCGGAUUAAGUGCCCGAAAUCACCCCGUUUCUGUAGCCGUUUAUUUGAUAACUGUUUUAUUUAUUUUUGCAAUUGAGUUCCUGUAAAUGGAUUUUAAAGAUUUAAUAGGAGUGUCGUCCAAAUAGUUAUAAGACUAAAUCUUCUGACUUCAUAUUGCAUUAAAUUUCGAAUAUGUUCAUAUGUACGGCGAUCAUUAAACAAUUUGAGCUUAAGUUAACUAUAUAAUUAUUUGGAAAAGCGUUUCUUCCAUAUUUACCAUGGUUACAUGUUCCCGGCGCACAAAAAAAUUGAAAAUAUGGCAGGGUCGGUUUGAUUGAACCUAUACAUCGACGGUACUGUCAAGUGAGAACUGCCGUCUACGCCCUAUAGCACCGGCAUUUAUUCAUGGUAAUUGUGUAAUUUUGAACAUCAGUGAUUACGUAUUACAAGAAAAUUGCAGAUAUGAUAGGUGUAAACUUUGAAAAUGUGAUAUUUUAUGUAUUACGAUUUACGAUGUAUUUUGAUGAAAUCCAGUAAAUAUUUUAUAUUGCAUUACGUUUAUUUUGGGUGAUUUUGUUAUUGUUUUAUUUUCAUUUUUAUAUUGCCAUAUUGUGAUAUGUUUUGUGUGUUCUAUGAAAUAGAAUUUAUAAGUAUCUGUUUAUUGUGAACGCUAUUUAAGAUCCAUGAUUAUGUUUUAGAAAGGCUUUUAUUUUCAUUUCUCUAAACAUUUUUAAUUUUGAGUUACUUUUAUAGCUUCUGAAAGGUUACUUAUUGGCCAAGUUCAUGAACCAUCUUUUUAUCUGUUGCUUUUUUGCAAUAAGUGCAUUUGUAGUGAAUAAGCCCUUUGUAUGGCAUGUAUGGAAGUUUAAAUACAACUAUGCGUACAUUUUGCUACUUUUAUGACAAAUUAUUCCAUAUAGUUAUAUUGCAAAUUCCUUCGGUAAAAACAUUUAACAUUUUCUAACACCAUUAUUUAAUUCAAAGUGUAAUAAAAUCAUGUUUGUCAUGUAUUUGUUUCUGAUGCACAACGUGCCUUUAUCUUUCCUGUACUAAAAGUAAUAACAAUUUACGUGCUACCAAUUUAAUUGUGUAAAUACGUUCUAAUAAAUUUUAGCCGGCUUAGUGUUUUAACUUUUUUUUAUAGAUAGUCGCUUUACUAGACUGAUAAACAGUUUGCCAAUUUACCAAAGUAAAUGUGUUACGAUUCAUUUGAAGUAGAUAAUGGGCAAAAAAUAAUUUCAAACACUAGCAUGAUAUUUAAUUACGUUAAAUCUACUUAAGAUACAAUACAUUUGGCGUGAUUAGGGUCAGUUGAUGUAUAUAAAAAGGAGUAAUAUUUCAUAUUUUUGAUUCGUUGAUUCUUUUAAAAACGAAAUCUACUUUAACAAAAAUAAGUUUAUCAUAGAAAUAGAUCGUAAUCUAAGCGCAAUAACUGGUUAACUCCUAUUAAAUUGUAUAAGGAGUUAACCCGUGUUUGCACUAAGGUUACGAAAUAAUACUUAAACUUUGUUUGUGUUACUUAUAUUUCAUACCAUUGUUUUUUGUGUUUUUUUUCGUUAACCUGUAUUUUUACUAUUUUAAGUAUUUCCAUUGUGUUUGAUAUUUUUGUUCAAAUUACAAUAAUAAUAAUAAUUGAUAAUAAUAAUUAUAAUCAUCAUCAUCAUUAUUAUUAUUAUCAACAAAAUGCACAAGACGGCUGUGUUACAAUGAUACUAAGGAUGAUAGUUAUAUAAUAGUUAUAAUCAUGUGAGAAACAAAAAAAUAAGCUUGAAAUGUCUCGUUUGAUAAAUAAUUUAAAUCGAACUUUUCCUUUUUAUAAUAACCUGGACAGACAGAAACGAAGACAUAUCGUAAAAGCGAAAUAUUAUCCAGACCGUAUACAGGUUCUAACAAAUUAACUUUCAUUUCAGUAAUAGAUGCUAACUGUAAAAUUUAUAAUGUAUAAAUAUAAUUAAUGAAACAUUUUUGGAUUCAACUUCUUCGAAUGACAAGAAUAUUGCUUUUCAUUUUCCAAUAUUUUUUCUAUAGCUUAUAUUAGAAAUAAAUGAAAAAAUAAAACGUUUCAUAUUUGAGAUUUGGAUUUGCAUGUAAGAAAAAGAAAAUGCGCAGGAUACUUAUAGUUUCAGAUGUUACACUGAUGAAAGGUGUGAAUAUUAUUAAUAUUAUCAGUCAUAUGUUGCGUCCAGAUCAGAAUAUACGUCCAGAGGAUGAUCCGCUCAAGGGCGGGAACCCGAGGGGCGGAUAUUCCAAUCCGAACCGCAAACAUGUGUCAGAUAUUUUUUCUUGCAUAUUCUACCAUAUUCCAUUAUAUUUUAAACUCUUUACCUUAUAAAACAAUUUUCCGUGGAUAUUUAUAUCAUUACAUUCGUAACUUCUGCAGUUUCUUACAAUAGCGUUUGAAAUUCAUAACUGUAAAAUUACGUCAUCCUAAGCGUGCCACUGUACAGCACGCGGCUCAUCUUGCACCACUCAUACCAGAUAAAAUUUCAGGCAUGGGUAAAACUGACGGAAAUGCCAGUCUGAUUUGCAAGAAAUAAAUAUAACAUAUCGACGAAAAGACAUAUUAUUUUUAAUAUCAAAAACAGAAAUAUUGUAAAUAUCUUAAGAUGUUGUACUUAAUAUUUCAACAGAAGUCAUUACAUGUUGCAUACUUUCUUAUUUCUUCAUGUUUCUACAGGUAAAUAGUUAUAUACUGUAUUUAAUUAAUAUGGUCAUGUCCUUUUGUGUAUAUUGUUAAAAAAGCUGGGUAUUUUGUCGCUUAAAAUCAAUUGGAAUAUUUUUAAAAAUGUAAAAGAGCUUGAAUAGAACAGAAUUUCACACCAGCGAAAGAGCACAUUUUGUAACUGUAUUGAUAGCAUUGGUGGUGAAUAUCAUUAUCUGUUAGAGUUUUUUUGCACUAAGAUAAGGGCAUUUAGAUCACCAAUAUAUAAGAAACCCUAAUAUUAUGACAUUUAAAUCUGACAUGUAUACAUAUACAAAACAUUAUGAUAAGUACAAGCACUUUUGUAGAUAUGUCAAGGAAAUUAUUAAAAACUUUUGAUAAUAGAUAAUUUUGCAAUAUGAUGUAUGUCUAACAAUUAAUACCACAAUGAACAAUUUAUACCAUAAUAUGUGGCUUGUUAUAAAAUCUGUCUCAUAUUUAACGUUUUUAAUUUAUUUAAGUAACGAAAGUUUUAGAUCAUUUUAUCUGAGUCGAUGACAGAUCUCAUAUUGAUUACAUUAUUGUUAUUUAAUAUAAAACAGAUGUGAUAUAAAAAUGUGAUAUGAAAAUACGAGAUAUGUCCAUGCAUGUUUUCAUUGUUAUGUAUGCCUCUAUAGUUAAUUUUGUAAAUAUGUUAUAGCUCAUAUUGUCAAAUUAUUCGUAAAUCGAGUGUUAAAUAAACUUGUAAACUUGA
Ruditapes philippinarum (Manila clam) is the source of this 4732-nucleotide messenger RNA. RefSeq lists its product as uncharacterized. The transcript has 2 exons. Bases 59 to 1444 code for a protein of 461 amino acids. The record is from RefSeq and is a predicted model, not a curated record. Lineage: Eukaryota; Metazoa; Mollusca; Bivalvia; Venerida; Veneridae.